Messenger RNA from Colletotrichum chrysophilum, 900 nucleotides. RefSeq names its product cytosolic Fe-S cluster assembly factor cfd1 (gene CFD1). The record is from RefSeq and is a predicted model, not a curated record. NCBI's taxonomy places the organism in Eukaryota, Fungi, Ascomycota, Sordariomycetes, Glomerellales, Glomerellaceae. The transcript is spliced from 2 exons. Bases 1 to 900 code for a protein of 299 amino acids. Gene Ontology annotation, molecular function: ATP-dependent FeS chaperone activity; 4 iron, 4 sulfur cluster binding; ATP binding. Gene Ontology annotation, biological process: iron-sulfur cluster assembly. Gene Ontology annotation, cellular component: cytosol.
AUGUCGCUUUCCAAGGUCAAGCAUAUUGUGCUGGUCUUGUCGGGCAAAGGCGGCGUCGGAAAGUCGUCCGUCACGACUCAGCUCGCCCUAUCGCUUUCUUUGGCGGGCUUCUCUGUCGGCGUUCUCGAUGUCGACCUCACAGGCCCUUCCAUCCCGCGCAUGCUUUCUACUGAAGCCUCCAAGGUCACCCAGGCACCCGGCGGCUGGCUUCCCGUACCCGUCCACGAUGCCGUCGAAGAAAAGGGCAUCGGCCCGUUCCGUGCAAUGAGUCUCGGAUUCCUUCUUCCUCGGCGCGGCGACGCUGUCGUCUGGCGCGGUCCCAAAAAGACGGCCAUGGUCCGGCAAUUCCUCUCGGACGUCCUCUGGGAUGAGACCGACUACCUCCUCAUCGACACCCCUCCCGGCACCAGUGACGAGCACAUUUCUCUCGCAGAGACUCUCAUGCGCGAUGCUCGACCUGGCCAGGUGGCGGGCGCGGUGGUCGUCACAACCCCUCAAGCCGUCGCAACCGCCGACGUCAAGAAGGAGCUCAACUUUUGCGUCAAGACUGGCCUUAAAGUGCUCGGCGUCAUCGAGAACAUGAGCGGCUUCGUCUGCCCGCACUGCUCCGAGUGCACCAACAUCUUCAGCUCUGGGGGCGGAGAGGUCAUGGCUCAGGAGUUCUCGGUGCCUUUCCUUGGAACCGUCCCCAUCGAUCCUCAGUUUGGUGAGCUUGUCGAGUCGGGCAAGAGACCGCAGUACCCCCAAGGUACCCAAGUCAACGGUCAGGACCUCAGCCAGUCCAAUAUGCAGUCAGGCGAUACUCUCGUUGAGAAAUAUCAGGACUGUUCACUCUCAGGUAUCUUCAAGGAAAUUACGACCAAGUUGACAACGACCGUCGAAAGUCAGGCCCAGUCAUGA